Oldenlandia corymbosa var. corymbosa is the source of this 3099-nucleotide messenger RNA. NCBI's taxonomy places the organism in Eukaryota, Viridiplantae, Streptophyta, Magnoliopsida, Gentianales, Rubiaceae. The record is from the annotation of a GenBank genome assembly.
AUGGCGCCUCUUGGCCGAAUUGUCUGGCAGCCAAAACUCAACCUCCUCAAACAGAGACGAGUGGAUUCAACAAAGAAUGCCAAGGAAAAAAUCUCCCUUGGCAAUACUGCAAGACUUGUGAAUUCCAUAUUCCAGAAAUUGAAUGUUCCGGCGCCUACUGGAUGGAACAUCAGUGGUGAAUUAUGUACCGGGUCGGCUGUUGACUCCACCACAGAUAUCCAAAGUUUGGAUGUGGGUAUUAAGUGUGAUUGCUCUCACAAUAAUGGUACUCUAUGCCAUAUCACGGGGCUUAGGCUUUUUAAAUUGGAUCGUAAUGGAUCUCUCCCAGUUGAGCUCUGGAACCUGACUUCACUCCAAACUUUAAAUUUGGAAAAGAAUUACUUUAGGGGUCCACUUCCUGCAGCCAUUUCGCAGCUAACUCGGUUACAGCAUUUGAACUUGAGCUUUAAUUCGUUAUCAGGUCAACUACCUAAGGAACUUGGCUUGCUAACAGACUUGAGAGUACUGUCAAUUGGCAUCAACAACUUCACUGGUUCUUUCCCAUCAGAGCUUGGGAAUUUAAUUAGGCUCACAGAAAUCAAUUUUGAUAGCGCGGGAAUUAGAGGUGUCAUACCUCCAAGUUUUGCCAGGUUACGAAAUCUCUCUACCAUACGGGGCUCUGAUAAUCAACUCACUGGUCAGAUACCCGACUUCAUAGGGAAAUGGUCGCUGCUCAGAGUCUUGAGGUUACAGGGUAACUCUUUUCAAGGCACCAUACCAUCUUCAUUUUCAAAUUUGACAUCCUUAACAGACUUGAGGAUAAGCGACCUAACCCAAGAAAAUGGGAGCUACUCUUUGGAGUUUAUUCGGAAUAUGAAGUCACUAAACACGCUAGUUUUGAGAAACAACAAUGCCUCUGGUAGCAUUCCUUCUUACAUAGGCGAGCUACAGAAUCUACAACAUCUGGAUUUGAGUUUCAAUAGUUUCAGUGGGCACAUACCCGAGUCUCUUUUCAACGUUGCUAAUCUCACGCAUAUAUCUCUCGGUAACAACAACUUAACUGGCUCCCUGCCUCAGCAAAAGAGUUCUCAUCUCCAGAAUAUAGACCUGUCGUAUAACGAAUUAUCAGGGAGCUUCCCUUCUUGGACCAAUGACCAAAACUUAAAGCUUAAUUUGGUGGCCAACAACUUUACCCUGUCAGAUUUAGGUAGCAGUAGUCUUCCCCCAGGAUUGUACUGUCUUCAAAGGAAUUUCCCUUGCUAUCGUGGAUCUCCAAUCUAUUCCAAUUUCUCAAUCAAAUGUGGCGGUCCAGCUCUGGUUUCUUCUGAUGGAAUUCAAUAUGAAGCAGACAACCAAACUAAUGGUCCAGCUACUUACUAUGUAACAAAGUCAAAAAGAUGGGCAGUUAGUAAUGCUGGUUUUCCUGUGGAUGAUUUCAAUCCCACUGUUGCUAAUGCUUCUCCAGGUCCUGAAAAGAAGAAUCAGCAUGGUUUGAUUGUUGGCAUUGUUGUUCCCAUCGUAACUGUAAGCUUUCUGUUAGCAUUUGCUGUGUUCUUUCUCAUAUGGAGAAGAAAAAGAGUUGAAAGAUGGCAGAUGGUUGAAGAGGAAGAAAUCUUGGGAAUGGAUGCCAGACCAUACGCAUUCAGUUAUGCGGAACUUAGAGCUGCGACAAAUGGCUUCAAUCCAUCUAAUAAACUUGGAGAGGGUGGAUUCGGUACUGUUUUCAAGUGUUUGCUGUUGGUGGUGGCUUUAGCUAGCUCAUUUUCAAGAUUGGCGGUUGGACAGAACCAAACCGAUCCCUUUGAAGCAAGACUUGUGAACUCAAUGUUCCAGAGAUUGGGUGUUCCAGCACCUACUAAGUGGAAUUUCAGUGGUGAAUUAUGCAGUGGGCUGGCCAUUGUUGGCUCCACAAACCUCCAGACCUUAAACCCGGGUAUUAAAUGUUACUGCGAUUACGGCAACACUUGCCACAUUACUGCACUUAGACUUUAUGAAAUGGACCUUGUGGGGUUACUUCCGCAUGAGCUAUGGAAUUUGACUUACCUUGAAGACUUAGACUUGAGACGAAAUUACUUUACAGGUUCAAUACCUUCAUCCAUUUCCCGGCUGACUCGUAUGCAAUAUUUGGCUUUCGGCCACAAUGCAUUAUCAGGGGAAAUUCCGAAGGAGCUUGGUAUGCUAACAGACUUGAGAUCAUUGGCAUUUGACACAAACAACUUCACUGGCUAUCUCCCUGCUGAGAUUGGGCAUUUAACUAGGCUCACACAAUUUUAUUUUUCCAGCUCUGGGAUUAGUGGUGUCCUACCGCCAAGUUUUGCAGGUUUACAAAGCCUUGACAGAUUCGACGGCUCUAAUACUCAACUCACCGGCCCAAUACCUGACUUCAUUGGGAAUUGGUCAUCACUCAGUGUCCUAAAUUUGCGGGACAACAAUAUUUCUGGUUCUAUCCCUUCCAAUAUUGGAGAUCUCAGGGAUCUACAACAGCUGGAUUUGAGCUCCAAUAGUUUGAGUGGAAGAAUACCAGACUCACUUUUCAAGAUACCUGCUCUCACACAUAUCAAACUGCCUCCCUCAUUGUUCUGUCUUCAAAGGAAUUUCCCUCGCUAUCGCGGCUCUCCACGCUAUUACAACUUCUCAAUUAAGUGUGGGGGUCCAGCUCUUAGGACUGCUGAUGGAAUUCUGUACGAAGCAGACAAUCAAGCUAGCGGCCCUGCAACUUAUUAUGUCGCAAAGUCAAGAAGAUGGGCAAUGAGCAGUGCUGUUCUUCCUGCAGAUGAUUUUGUCCCUACUGUUUCUAAUAUUCCUCCCUCAUCUAAGAAUAAUCGGGCUAGUUUGAUUGCGAGAAUAGUUGUUCCGGUUGGAACUGCAAUCUUUUUGUUCUUGUGUUACGUAUACUUUUUCAUCUGGCGAAAGAGAAGGCAGCCAAUGUCUGAGGAAGAAGAGUUAGUUGAAAUGGAUGCCAGACCAUAUACUUUCAGUUAUGCAGAACUUAUGUCGGCAACAGAUGGCUUCAACCCUGCUAAUAAACUUGGAGAGGGUGGAUUCGGUGCUGUUUUCAAGGGUGAGGAAACUGGUAGAUUGACAGCUACUUCUGGCCGAAAUUCUGGUGCUCUUUUCUGA